GUCUCCAUUGGCAUCAUCCUCGUCACCAGCGCGUUCGGCAUCUCUGCCCCCAUCGCCCUUGCUCGCGUCUUCCAUGGCCGCCCUGCCUACGAGCUCGCGCUGCUCUUCAUCAAGUACUUCGCUGCCGGAGUUAUCCUUUUCUACCUCUUUGAUACAUGUCCUCCCUGAAGCCUUCGCUGCCCUUUCUAAUUGCCAGCUCGCUAGCCCCUAUUCGUGGCGGGAUUUCCCUUUCUCCAGCUUUGUUUCCCUCAUCGGUGCCUUGCUUGCCCUUCUUGUUGACUUCUCUGCCACUGCCCACGCUACUGAGCCGUCUUCCAAGCCUGGGUAUACGCCGAUCGGGUCAGCAGAGGCAGGGAAGGCGUUGGCGAUUUUGGUCGAGAUGGGUUGUCAUGGAGUGGCAGCCGUGGGGGAUGAGGAGGAGAGAUUAGAGAAAUUGAAGCAGAGUAUGGUGUCGCAAGUGCUGUAGAUUGGGAUUGUUUUCCAAUCGGUGAUUAUUGGUGUCACGAUGGGGAUGUCACAGAAUCGGUGCACGAUUCGGUCGCUUGUUGCGGCACUGGCGUUUCAUCAUAUAUUCGAGAGUAUGGGUCUCGGCGGAUGCAUCGCGCAGGAUUUGAUAAGCUUGUUGGGUGCCUUAAAUGAUGGAAGACACUCAGUUUGAGCAUAUUCAAUCAAAUUGUCAUCUAUUGCGCACUUAUGAAUUCUUAAAAGAUAUUUAAGUUUCUGGUGAUGAUUCUUCUUUUACCAUUUAGUUCUCAUUCUGUUUUUGCAUGGUUGUUUGUCAGUAGCUAAUGAAAGCUCCAGUCAGUAGUCACAAACUGGUAUACCCUCACUCAUCUGCAAGCAUAUUCUAUACAUGUUUCCAUCAUUUGCUUGUUGAACUUACUUAUCCGAAGAGUUCUUAUAUCUGUGGAUCUGCUCAGCAAUAUAAAGUCUACCUGCUUUUACAUCUGCAAUCCUGGUUCAUCGGGUCUUGACAUUGCUUAGUUUUAGUUGCUUAGAGCGUAAUGCUUAAAUGCUCCUUCUCUGCUGCAGUUAGGAAUGAUAUUAUGCUAAUGAAAUUUCAAUAUUUAUUUGCAUUCCUCGCUCAGGCUUAGUUUUAGUUGCUUAGAGACUGCAUGAAUUUGUUUCAUGAAAUAUCUUCCAUACUGUCACUGGUUUCCUAGCUCCCUCCACCUAAAGAAAGUAACCCUUUGUAUGGUAUCAAGUGCAUAAUUUGACUUUUUUUCUUGUAAACAUCUAUAUGUUGAUUUCAAUUUUCUUCCUUAAUCCUACUAAUUCCUCACUUUUGAAGAUGCUAAUUUGAUUCUCUGUGUUGUUGGUGCAGUUGAUGAUAAUGACAUCAAGAUUGAGGGUUCUGCAUUUGACUGUUUCUCAAAAUUUUCUGUUUAAUAGUCUGUAUAUUUAAAAAAAAAGGAAACAAGCCAUAUGCCCUGGAGAGUCUCAACUAAGUGUAUUUAAAUUGUCAGUAAAACACAUAAAAGACCCAUUGACAGCUGGGCUGUUAAUUGACACUCUUCUACAGUUUUUCAGACAGAAAGCGAAAAUUCAUGAUGACUAUUUGGAAGGUUUGCAUGUGGUCAAAGAUAUCCUUCCUGUUUUAGAUGACAAAAAAAAUGGGAAACAUUUUAAACACAAUCCAUCCACUUCUUACGCAUGUGGACUUGGAUCUGCAUUUGCUUAUAUGUGAUAUUCUUGAUGGCCUAGUGAUGAAUGACCCAUUUUUGACUUUCCUGGCAAAACUUUUACGUCGACUGAAUGCUGUAUCAGUAUCAUCCAUAGAAAUUGGUGAGCCUGAUUAUGACACUAGAGUUGAGGCUUAUGGAUCAAUAAAGUCAGAGUUAUUUUCCGUGCUCAAAGAAGAUCAUGCAUUGAUAAUUCUGUCUCAAUGUGUAUAUGAUAUGUCAUCUGAAAAACUGGUCUUCUGGCAAAAUGCAUCAAGGGCCUUAUUAUCGUUUGUACAGUUUGCUGGGCCAAUUUUAAAUUCGGAGAAAAAGUAUUGUGAUGAAAUAAUCUCCAAAUUUGAGCUACAAGAUGACGAAGUAAAUACUACUCAAAGACCAAAUGAGACUUGUGUUACUUGGAUGAAGGUCUCCAUUCAGAUGAUCAUAGAGAACAUUUUUCUGUCCAAUAUGAGGGAAGCCAUGAAGAAGGAUAUCUCUGUGCAAAAAAUACAUAGGAGAAUAAAGGCAUUAGCACAUUUCAGGAAUGUUAUCAAUGUGGGAAACAUAUCUGAGGAUUAUGAAUGAAUGGCUGGAGCAUAAUUUUCAGAUUAAUAAUGCUGCGCAGCCGGAUGAAAAUAUAAUUAUUCACAGAGAAGAUUGCAUAACGCCCAUCAGUCUGACUGUCGAAGGCCCAAGUCGUAUUGGUAAAACUGCUUGGGCCCGUUCACUUGGUAAGCACAAUUAUAUAUGUGGCCAUCUGGAUUUCAAUCCAGCAACUUAUCAGCAAGAUGUGCUGUAUAAUGUAAUUGAUGAUGUAUCUCCAUCGUAUCUACGGCUGAAGCACUGGAGAGAGCUUAUUGGUUGUCAAAGAGACUGGCAAACUAAUUGCAAAUACGGUAAACCGAUCCAUAUAAAACGUGGUAUACCGUCUAUUAUACUAUGUAACCCAGGUAAUGAUUCAAGCUACAAAGAAUACCUGGACAAAAAUGAAAAUACAGGUCUGUGUGAUUGGACAUUGAAAAAUGCCAAGUUUGAGUUCUUAUAUAACCCCCUGUUCCAAUCGGCCCAAGCCCAAGACAGCAAUACUAGUCACUCGUCUGGAUGUUCGGUCUGAAUAUGGACAAUAGAACUGGAGAACUACUCACAGAGGAACAUGCAAAUACGGGUGUAUUCUACUGGCAACUACGUAAUCCUCUGUAUUUCAGGGUCAAAGAUCACAUGGACAGACCAUGCAACAACAACUGGGACAGAAUCACAAUGGAGAUCAAAUUCAACUACAAUCUUCGUAGGGCUCUACGUAUAAAUAAAUGUUGGUUGUACUUUCGUAUAUGGACCACACUACGUCCACGUACUGAGAAUUUUUUACAUGUAUUUAGAUGUAAUGUAAUGAAUUUCCUUAAUAGUUUCGGGGUUAUUUCUAUUAAUUCUGUAAUUAGAGCUGUUACACAUUUCGUGGCCCGGUUCGAAAGGCAUAUCAUAGACGUAGAGAAUUCGGCCCAUGUUCA
Messenger RNA from Dioscorea cayenensis subsp. rotundata (Guinea yam), 3166 nucleotides. RefSeq lists its product as uncharacterized. The transcript is spliced from 7 exons. Lineage: Eukaryota; Viridiplantae; Streptophyta; Magnoliopsida; Dioscoreales; Dioscoreaceae. The record is from RefSeq and is a predicted model, not a curated record. Gene Ontology annotation, cellular component: nucleolus; 90S preribosome; small-subunit processome. Bases 1602 to 2246 code for a protein of 214 amino acids.